CCCUUCCCUAGGUCUGGACCCCGCCCAAGCUCCGGGGAGACCGGCCGGACCACGGGGCCCCGGGGGCUCCGACCCAGACCUAGCGUGGUGAUUCACGCUCGCAGAUUCCCGGGCAACGGUCGGGACGCUCAAAAGAACAAUGGAAUGCGCGGCCGGUCCCUCCCCCUCGGCCCCGUCGUGGGAGCGGCCCUAGUUUCGGGUCGCUGCGGGCCAGCCCCGGGGCCGGGAGCAGCCAGCAUAUAGGGCGCCGCGGUCGGGGACCGUGACGAAAGUGCCGUUCGCAGAGGUCCCGGCGACACGUUUACUUGGCGCGGCCGCCGCCGCUGCCGCGCUGCCUCCCAGGAGCCUCUAUUGUUCCGGCGGCGGCGGCGCGGCCCGGGGCCUCGGGGGGACCGGAGAGCGCGGGGCCCGGGGGGGGAGCCGACGGCCCGGCCCCUGCAGCGGGCGGAGUCGCCGGAAGCCCGGCGAGGGGGCGGCCGCCGGACCUGCAGAAAACGCCGGGAGUCCCGAAGACCGGAGGAGCGCCCCAUCCCAGGGCCGGCGUCGAGAGAGCGAGUGGGCAGCGGGAGGCUGGGGGCCCCGACCGGGGAAGCCCGAGCUCCAGAGCCCGCUCAGAGCCACGGGGCCCCGGACUCUCCAUCCCUUCCGCUCCUUCCCUUCGGGCCCGGGACAAGACCUGGACGCCGGCGAUGACUCGGGACUUCGGGCCGUCGAUGUGACAGAAUGGGGGUGGACUUCGACGUGAAGACUUUUUGCCACAACCUGCGGGCCACCAAGCCCCCCUAUGAGUGCCCGGUGGAGACCUGCCGCAAAAUCUACAAGAGUUACAGUGGCAUCGAGUAUCACCUCUACCACUACGACCAUGACAACCCACCCCCGCCCCAACAGACGCCCAUCCGGAAGCACAAGAAGAAGGGACGCCAGUCACGCUCGGCCAACAAACAGUCGCCCAGCCCCUCGGAGAUCUCGCAGUCCCCAGGCCACGAGGUAAUGACCUACGCCCAAGCUCAGCGCAUGGUGGAGGUGGACUUGCACGGCCGGGUGCACCGCAUCAGCAUCUUCGACAACCUGGACGUGGUGUCGGAGGACGAGGAGGCUCCCGAGGAGGUGCCCGAGAACGGCAGCAACAAGGAGAACACCGAGACGCCCACGGCCACCCCCAAGGUGGGCAAGCACAAGAACAAGGAGAAGCGCAAGGACUCCAAUCAUCACCACCAUCACCACCAUCACCACCACCACCACAAUGCUUCAGCUGGCACUACCCCAAAGCUCCCUGAGGUGGUGUACCGGGAGCUAGAGCAGGACACUCCAGACGCCCCACCGCGUCCAACCUCUUACUAUCGGUACAUUGAGAAGUCAGCCGAGGAGCUGGACGAGGAAGUGGAGUAUGACAUGGAUGAGGAGGACUACAUUUGGCUGGACAUCAUGAACGAGCGUCGGAAGACCGAAGGGGUGAGUCCCAUCCCCCAGGAGGUCUUUGAGUACCUGAUGGACCGGCUCGAGAAGGAGUCGUACUUCGAGAGCCACAACAAAGGGGACCCGAGCACCCUGGUGGACGAAGAUGCCGUGUGCUGCAUCUGCAACGACGGCGAGUGCCAGAACAGCAACGUCAUCCUCUUCUGCGACAUGUGCAACCUGGCCGUUCACCAGGAGUGCUAUGGCGUCCCUUACAUCCCCGAGGGCCAGUGGCUCUGCCGCCGCUGUCUGCAGUCCCCUUCCCGGGCUGUGGACUGCGCCCUCUGCCCCAACAAAGGGGGCGCCUUCAAGCAGACCGACGACGGGCGCUGGGCCCACGUGGUGUGUGCCCUGUGGAUCCCCGAGGUCUGCUUUGCCAACACCGUGUUCCUGGAGCCCAUCGACAGCAUCGAGCACAUCCCUCCCGCCCGCUGGAAACUGACUUGUUACAUCUGUAAGCAGCGGGGUUCGGGGGCCUGCAUCCAGUGCCACAAGGCCAACUGCUACACCGCCUUCCACGUGACCUGUGCCCAGCAGGCCGGCCUCUACAUGAAGAUGGAGCCCGUCCGAGAAACCGGCGCCAACGGCACCUCUUUCAGCGUGCGCAAGACAGCCUACUGUGACAUCCACACCCCGCCCGGCUCCGUGCGCCGUCUGCCCGCCCUCUCCCACAGCGAGGGAGAGGAGGAGGAGGAAGAGGAGGAAGAGGAGGGCAAGGGCUGGAGCUCGGAGAAGGUGAAGAAGGCCAAGGCCAAGUCGAGGAUCAAAAUGAAGAAAGCCCGGAAGAUCCUGGCCGAAAAGCGAGCCGCGGCCCCCGUGGUGUCGGUGCCCUGCAUCCCCCCUCACAGGCUCAGCAAGAUCACCAACCGCUUAACUAUCCAGAGGAAGAGCCAGUUCAUGCAGCGGCUACACAGUUACUGGACGCUGAAGCGGCAGUCCCGGAACGGGGUGCCCCUGUUGCGCCGCCUGCAGACCCACCUCCAAUCCCAGAGGAACUGCGACCAGCGCGAUUCCGAGGACAAAAACUGGGCCUUGAAAGAACAGCUGAAAUCAUGGCAGCGUCUCCGUCACGACCUGGAGCGAGCCCGGCUGUUGGUGGAACUUAUCCGCAAGCGGGAGAAACUCAAGAGAGAGACGAUUAAGGUGCAGCAGGUGGCCCUGGAGAUGCAGCUGACUCCCUUCCUCAUCCUCCUUCGCAAGACCCUGGAGCAGCUCCAGGAGAAGGACACAGGCAACAUAUUCAGCGAGCCAGUCCCUCUGUCUGAGGUAACAGAAAUCUACGAAGUUCCCGACUACCUCGACCACAUCAAGAAGCCAAUGGACUUUUACACCAUGAAGCAGAACCUGGAGGCUUAUCGCUACCUGAACUUUGAUGAGUUUGAGGAGGACUUUAACCUGAUUGUCAGCAACUGCCUCAAGUACAAUGCCAAGGAUACCAUCUUCUAUCGGGCGGCAGUGCGGUUGCGGGAGCAGGGGGGAGCUGUGCUGCGCCAGGCCCGCCGCCAGGCUGACAAGAUGGGCAUUGACUUCGAGACAGGCAUGCACUUCCCCCACUGCCUUCCCGGCGACGAGGCCCUGCUCCAUGCUGAGGACGAGGAAGAGCGGCUGCUGCUGUCGGAGAACCAGAAACACCUCCCGCUGGAGGAGCAGCUGAAGCUCCUGCUGGAGCGGCUGGACGAGGUGAACACCGGCAAACAGAGCGUCAGCCGCUCUCGCCACGCCAAGAUGAUCAAGAAAGAGAUGACCAUGCUGCGCAGGAAGCUAGCCCACCAGCGGGAGACCAGCCGGGACGGGCUGGAGCGGCAUGGCUCAGCGGGGAGGGGCACCCUGAAGUAUCACACCCCCUGCGAAAAGGAUGGACAGACGGACAGUGCAGCAGAGGAGAGCAGCAGCCAGGAGACGGGCAAAGGUCUGGGCCCCAAUUCAUCCUCAACCCCGGCACAUGAGGUUGGCAGAAGGACCUCUGUCCUGUUUUCCAAGAAAAACCCCAAGACAGCCGGACCUCCCAAGCGUCCAGGACGGCCCCCCAAGAACCGGGAUGGCCAGCUCGCCCCCGGCCAUGGAAACAGCCCCGUGGGGCCCCCCCAGCUCCCCGUCAUGGGGUCCCAGCGACAGCGUAAGAGGGGGAGGAGCCCCCGGCCCAGUUCAAGCUCCGACAGUGACAGCGACAAGUCCACUGAGGACCCCCCAAUGGACUUACCGGCCAACGGCUUCAGCACGGGGAACCAGCCUGUGAAGAAGAGUUUCCUGGUGUACCGCAACGACUGCAGCUUGCCCCGCAGCAGCUCUGACUCUGAGUCCAGCAGCAGCAGUAGCAGCAGCGCCGCCUCAGACCGCACCAGCACCACACCCUCCAAGCAGGGCCGGGGCAAACCCUCCUUCUCCCGGGGGGCCUUCCCGGAGGACAGCAGCGAGGACACCUCGGGCACGGAGAAUGAAUCUUACUCUGUGGGCGCUGGGCGCGGAGUGGGGCACGGCAUGGUGAGAAAAAGUCUGGGCCGGGGCGCUGGCUGGCUGUCAGAGGAUGAGGACUCCCCGCUGGAUGCCCUGGACCUGGUGUGGGCGAAGUGUCGGGGAUACCCCUCGUACCCAGCGCUGAUCAUUGACCCGAAGAUGCCACGGGAGGGCAUGUUUCAUCACGGGGUGCCUAUUCCGGUGCCCCCACUGGAGGUGUUGAAGCUUGGGGAACAGAUGACCCAGGAAGCCCGGGAGCACCUCUACCUCGUCCUCUUCUUUGACAACAAGCGAACCUGGCAGUGGCUCCCCCGGACCAAGUUGGUACCGCUGGGUGUCAACCAGGACUUGGACAAAGAGAAGAUGCUGGAAGGUCGCAAGUCCAACAUCCGCAAAUCAGUGCAAAUCGCCUAUCACCGGGCCCUGCAGCACCGCAGCAAGGUCCAAGGCGAGCAGAGCAGUGAGACCAGUGAUAGUGACUAGUGCUGCCAGGUGCAGCGUGCCGCCACCACUCCCCGUCCUGCCCCCCCACCCCCCCACACACACACUCCCUCCCUUCCCCUCCCCAUUUCAGGACUGCGCUCUCAGCCUCAACACUGACUCAUCGCUGGCCUCGGCCAGUCUCAGGGGAAGCUGGGCAGGGAGCCCUGCUCUGGGUGCAGCUGGACUGUACGGGACACUCCAUAGGAUUAGGGCCCAGAGCUGCCCCUGACGGAGGAGAGGGGACCCACCCCAAAAGUGGGGGAGGGUGUCUCCCAGCCCCGCAGGGGGUGCAGGCGGGCCCUGACCAGGGACCACUUUCCCUGGGCCCGGACUCGCCCCGCGGCGAGAUUUGCGAUGGGCAUUGCAGUCGCUGUUUUAGGCAUCUAGUGGCUUGACGCACCGGCAGGUGAGGCAAAUCACUAGAUCCCGCCCCAUAGGGGGAGUUUUUAAUCGUCACCAGGCCUUGCAUAGGAACGCCGGUGGGGGGCACGGGCCGGGCGUGCCUGGGCUCCCCUCGGUUGCUGUAUAUACUGUAACUAGUGGAGAAUUUAAAUUAUUCUCAUUUGUAACCGCGUUUCCACGUCGCAUAAGGAUCAUUUGGUACUAAACAGAGUCUGGGGUCCGUCCCCAUUCCCUCCUCCUUCCCCAUAGCCCCUACCCCUCAAAUUGAUUUGUAUUUAUUGCGGAGGAAGGAAAUAUAUUGAUUCUUAGAGAAUAAAGUCUAUUUGGAAUCAGUGGAUCCUG
Molecule: messenger RNA, 5136 nt
Organism: Ornithorhynchus anatinus (platypus)
Lineage: Eukaryota; Metazoa; Chordata; Mammalia; Monotremata; Ornithorhynchidae
Gene: BRPF1
Product: bromodomain and PHD finger containing 1
Exons: 14
Coding region: 724-4392 (1222 amino acids)
Biological process (GO): regulation of transcription by RNA polymerase II
Cellular component (GO): MOZ/MORF histone acetyltransferase complex
Molecular function (GO): protein binding
Source: RefSeq, a predicted model, not a curated record